Molecule: messenger RNA, 1566 nt
Organism: Lathyrus sativus (Indian pea)
Lineage: Eukaryota; Viridiplantae; Streptophyta; Magnoliopsida; Fabales; Fabaceae
Source: the annotation of a GenBank genome assembly
AUGAAUGUGGAUUCUCUGUUAUCUUUAUAUAGAAUCUAUUUCUGUCAAAAUAUUCUCAUACAAGCCAUGGAUACUCUCACACUUUCUUUGGGUUUUUUCUCUCUCUUUUUGUUCUUCUUUCUUCUAAAGAGAUCUACUCACAAACAUUCCAAGCUUUCCCAUGUACCAGUGGUUCCAGGUUUGCCAGUGAUUGGGAAUCUGCUGCAAUUGAAAGAGAAGAAACCUCACAAGACAUUCACAAAGAUGGCUCACAAAUAUGGACCCAUUUUUUCCAUCAAAGCUGGUUCUUCCAAAAUCAUUGUUCUCAAUACUGCUCAACUUGCCAAAGAGGCAAUGGUGACUAGAUAUUCAUCCAUUUCAAAAAGGAAGCUAUCGACUGCACUGACGAUUCUAACUUCUGAUAAAUGUAUGGUUGCUAUGAGCGACUACAAUGAUUUUCACAAAAUGGUUAAAAAACAUAUUCUUGCAAGUGUUCUUGGAGCCAAUGCACAGAAGCGACUCCGUUUUCACAGAGAAGUUAUGAUGGAAAAUAUGUCCAGGAAGUUUAAUGAACAUGUGAAGACCCUCUCAGAUUCUGCUGUUGAUUUUAGGAAAAUAUUUGUGUCUGAACUUUUCGGACUAGCUCUAAAGCAAGCUCUGGGAAAUGAUAUUGAGUCCAUUUAUGUGGAGGAUUUGACGACUACAUUAUCACGAGAGGACUUAUAUAACACUCUAGUGGUUGAUUUUAUGGAGGGUGCAAUUGAGGUGGAUUGGAGAGAUUUCUUUCCGUACCUGAAAUGGAUUCCAAAUAAGAGCUUCGAGAUGAAAAUCCGUAAAGUGGAUCGCCAAAGAAAAAUUAUAAUGAAGGCACUGAUUAACGAGCAGAAGAAGCGGUUGGCAUCAGGAAAAGGCUUAUAUUGUUAUUAUGAUUACCUAGUAUCAGAAGCUAAAGAAGUGACUGAAGAACAAAUGAUUAUGCUGCUCUGGGAGCCAAUUAUUGAGACAUCCGAUACUACCUUAGUCACAACAGAAUGGGCUAUGUAUGAACUUGCCAAAAACAAAAAUCAUCAGGACCGUCUGUAUGAGGAGCUCCUAAAUGUAUGUGGACAUGAAAAGGUUACAGAUGAGGAGUUAUCUAAGCUACCUUACUUGGGGGCUGUAUUCCAUGAAACAUUAAGGAAACACAGUCCAGUUCCGAUUGUCCCGCUAAGAUAUGUUGAGGAGGAUACCGAAUUGGGAGGAUAUCAUGUUCCUGCUGGAAGCGAGAUUGCAAUAAACAUAUAUGGAUGCAACAUGGAUAGUGACUUGUGGGAAAAUCCUGACCAGUGGAUUCCAGAGAGAUUUCUUGAUGAGAAAUAUGCCCAAGCGGAUUUGUACAAGACAAUGGCCUUUGGCGGAGGGAAGAGGGUAUGUGCAGGCUCUCUUCAGGCCAUGUUGAUAGCUUGCACGGCUAUCGGCAGAUUGGUACAAGAAUUUGAGUGGGAGCUGGGACAUGGAGAGGAAGAGAAUGUGGAUACAAUGGGCCUUACCACCCACAGGCUUCAUCCCUUGCUAGUCAAACUUAAGCCAAGAAACCAUAUUUACUAA